This is a messenger RNA of Amphibalanus amphitrite, 1540 nucleotides long. RefSeq lists its product as uncharacterized. NCBI's taxonomy places the organism in Eukaryota, Metazoa, Arthropoda, Thecostraca, Balanomorpha, Balanidae. The record is from RefSeq and is a predicted model, not a curated record. Bases 158 to 877 code for a protein of 239 amino acids. The transcript is spliced from 5 exons.
CCCCCGGCCGCACGGGGCGGCACGCAAGGCCGCGAUAGGCGCCCUAUCGUGUGCCGGAUCUGCGGCACUAUCUGCGCCGGUGGCGCUAUCGCGGCGAUAGGCGCCCCGCUCGGCCGCCGCCCGCCGGCUGCCUGCACUGUCGCCGAGCUGAGCCGCCAUGGCAGCGUUGUGUGGUGUGCGCGCGCUCCCGGCGCUACUGGUCCUGCUCGGCUGCGCCCUGGGCUGCGGCGGCUCACCGCUGCUCGAACUCGGCGAUGGUGCCGACAUCCCGACCGUGCCGACGCCGACGGAGUCGACCGUGAUCGACGUCCAGGAGCAGAUCUACAUCCUCACCGGCGUGUUCGUCACCUUCAUCGUCUUCCUGCUGGUCGUCAGUCUGGUCACCGCCUAUGUCGUCGUCGGUAUGAAUCAGACGAUCAAGACGCUGCAGGCGGCCGGCGCCGGCCUGACCGCUCAGUCGCAGAAGCGGGCCACCCGGCGCAAUCCCGUGGCCUCAGCGGCGCCACCGCAGCAGCGCGACAACAGGGCGUUCGCUCCGGACGACGACGAGGACGAGCGUUGGGGAGGGGACGAGCUGCAGAACCGCGGCUUUGACCAGUACCCCGACCAGGGCAGGAGCGAGCCGCCGCGGGCCGGCCGCCAGCUCUCCUCGCCGACACACAUCUCUGAGCCGCACGGCUUCGACCGGUUCCACCAGCCGCUGCCGGACGCGCACAUGCCGUCCGACCGCGCCCGCCGAGACAGCAACUCCAGGUACGGUGCCGGUAACCUGGCGCGCCUGCCCAAGGGCCCGGCGCCGCAGCCGGGCGGCUACGACGGCCGCUAUCCGGACGGCCGAGACCGCCGGUCGCGCUCGCCCGGCCGCGGCCAGUGGUGAGGGCAGGCGCCGACAGACAGCUGCACGGAGACCGGACUGACACGGUCCUCAGGAUAGGACUGACACGGUCCGCAGGAUAGGACACGGUGGGCAGCUACAGGGACUGUCUACGGCCCACUCCCGACAGAGGGCUGUAUGGUGACAGACGCUGAACUCAGGCUCCGUGAGACGGACCAGUGGAGUCGUGACGGCCACCGGUGUUCGGGGCGGACAGCGAACACGGCCGAGAGAGUGGCUACCAUGUGGGAAUGAGCGGCUUGAACGGAACGGCGUGGAGCUGAACAAAAUGUGAUAUCACCCUACAGAUAUGCGGUGGAAUGAUUAUUACUCAAGUACAGUUCAUGCUACUGCUGCUGAAUGCUACAAAAUUGAUUCCAUAACUCAAAUGUAAGGACAAGAUAGUAUUUAGUAAUGUGCGCGAAUUGUCAUUUGAAAAUAUAUUUGUGUUUUUGUUAAGAACUUAUCGACGAGAACUUUGAAAACGCUAGUAGUUAUUAGUGAAAUUAAACGCAAUGUAAUCUCCGCAAAUCGUUAAAUAUUAUCAUAUACACAUAUACUACCAGCGCUCGUGUUUGCAGAACGGAAGAGUGAUAAGCGUGUUAAUAUUUAAGGUGUGUGAGUCUAGAUUCCAUUCUACGAAUAAAGCCAUAAGCGUCAUGACUA